AUGAGAUUAUUGGUGAGCUGUGUAGAUAGUGGUUCAAUAAAGGAAAUUGUUUGUAACCAAGGUACAGACACAUCAAUUCAAACCUCUAUACAACCUUUCCAUAUAUCGACUAAUUUGUCUCAAGGUUCAUCUAAUGCAAUCGACCAAAUUGCUCAGGUAACUACUAAAACUCUACUACUUGCAAGAUGCAAUGGGGCUAUUGAAUUAGUUCAAACCGUGGGGAAAACAAUGAACUUAGAAAAUGAUAUCUCUUUUGAAACAAACGAUUACGAAAUACUAGAUAAAAUUGAGGGACUUACUGAUGAUUCCAAAUUGGCACCAUUGUAUGAAAAAUCUAAAAAAAGAACUAAACUGAGAGAUGGUACCAUUUCUCUUUCUUUGGUCAAAAAGUAUAAAAAAAUUGUCACAUAUAUCUCAGCUACCAAGUCUGGUAUGGUUCAUAUUAUAGAUAUUGAAAAUAAUAGAAAGUUAGUGCUGAAAAAUACGUUCCAAUUGAAAGCACCUUUGGACUUUCUCCAAUUGUACGAUUUCUAUGAAGUCGAGAAACCUCAAGAGAAAUACGUAUUUGCAUAUGGUGGUGAGGAGAACUUGAUUAAAUUAGUUGAGAUAAAUUCUAAUUUUACUGAAAUUAAACAAAUAUGGGAAGCCAAGAAUGUUAAAAAUGAUACAUUGGAUUUGAGGGUACCAGUAUGGCCAAUCGGGGUGAAGUUCUUGAGACCUUUUGAAAAGGAAGGCUCUGAUUUUAAGAAUCAACUUAACUAUCAAUUCUUGGCCGUCACUCAUUGGUCACAUUUAGGGAAAUAUAGAACAGUUCAUGGACGUAAACCAAUGGAAUAUAUUGACCUAUUACCAGAUCGUGAACCAUUGACAUCUUUUAUAUUAUCUGGUAAUGAUUUGUCACGUCUUGGAAAUUUGCAAAGUAGCGAUUUUGCUGAUGCUAAGUUCUUCAUCAGCGAUACCAAGAAAAAUGUUUUCCAAUUCAAUUCUACUGGUCGUCUAUUAAAGAAAUUCGGGAAGGGGGAAAUAACAGGUGCAUCUUCAUAUAUAAACGUUUAUGGUAAUAAGUACUUACUACAAGGUGGCCUUGACAGAUAUGUUCGUGUAUUCGAUCUACAACAUGGAAACUCAUUGAGCAAAGUCUAUCUUGGCGGUAAAAUAAAUUUCAUCACGGUAUUAGAUACGGAUGAAGUAGUAGUUCCAGUAAAAGAGGAUGCAAAAUCAAAGAAGGCUAAGAAAAGGAAAAUGCUUGAAGAGGAAACAGAGCAAGACGCUGAUAAAUUAUGGGAUCAAUUGGAUACCUCCAGUAAAAAAAGCAAGGUUUAG
Naumovozyma dairenensis CBS 421 is the source of this 1323-nucleotide messenger RNA. RefSeq names its product ribosome biosynthesis protein NSA1 (gene NSA1). The coding region runs from base 1 to 1323 and encodes 440 amino acids. Gene Ontology annotation, biological process: ribosomal large subunit biogenesis. NCBI's taxonomy places the organism in Eukaryota, Fungi, Ascomycota, Saccharomycetes, Saccharomycetales, Saccharomycetaceae. The record is from RefSeq and is a predicted model, not a curated record. Gene Ontology annotation, molecular function: protein binding. The transcript has a single exon. Gene Ontology annotation, cellular component: preribosome, large subunit precursor; nucleolus.